This is a messenger RNA of Helianthus annuus (common sunflower), 597 nucleotides long. RefSeq names its product putative RING-H2 finger protein ATL53. The transcript has a single exon. Bases 1 to 591 code for a protein of 196 amino acids. Gene Ontology annotation, molecular function: transferase activity. Gene Ontology annotation, biological process: protein ubiquitination. NCBI's taxonomy places the organism in Eukaryota, Viridiplantae, Streptophyta, Magnoliopsida, Asterales, Asteraceae. The record is from RefSeq and is a predicted model, not a curated record.
AUGGCUCCAAGUCCUGUAGGAUCUCCUAACCCUCAGCCUUCUCAUUGGAGUCCACUAGUUCUUGCUAUCGUUGGCACCAUGGGAACCUUAUUUCUAGUUUUUAGCUACUUUAACAUACUUAGACAUUGUUCAUUUCGCUCCAUUUUACCAACACGAAACAGGCAAAGGAGGCUUCUACGUGACACAGAUGUUAAUGAUCCUUCUCUACAUUUCCAGAGCCGUGGGCUCGACUCUUUCAUUGUGAAAAUGAUUCCGGUUACACAGUUUAUACGAAAGAGUGAAUCAGAUAAAGGUAAAAGUACGGAAUGUGCAAUUUGUUUGGGUGAAUAUGAAGAUGAUGAGUGGGUGAAAACCAUACCUACUUGUUCUCAUGUGUUUCAUGUAUCAUGCAUCGAUACUUGGUUUCAAUCGCAUUCAAGUUGCCCGCUUUGUAGAUCUGAUGUUGUAGAUCUUGAAGUUUCGGUGUCAAUAUGUGAGAGUCUUGGAGAAAAUCAUGUUAGAGAAGAUGUUGUUGAAGAAAGAUCGGUUUUUUAUCAGGCUAUUCGCUCUCAUAUCCUGCAAAAUGCCAACUUUUCUAGGCUAGAGAGUUGAUUUGUG